Clunio marinus is the source of this 243-nucleotide messenger RNA. The record is from the annotation of a GenBank genome assembly. Lineage: Eukaryota; Metazoa; Arthropoda; Insecta; Diptera; Chironomidae.
AUGAAAUAUGCUGGUCUGAUCAAUUUGUUCACUUUAGACAUUGUGGAGAGGUUUGCGAGUUGUUUUAACAAAAAGGGUGAAAUGUUUAUAAACUCUGUCAGUGAAGUUGUUUUACAGAUCAUGCUCAAAUACUUAUUAGAAAUUCGUGACAUUUCUUUAUGGUUAUCAAAGCAAAGGCGAUCUGAACAGGUGAAUUCAGAGGUAAUUAGAAAAUAUGGAAAAAAGACGUGGAAAAUGGCAUAA